AUGGCAUCGCCCGCCCCAAAUGAGGUCCAACGCAACGACUUGUCGCAGCAGGAUCUCCUGGAGGAGGAUCCGGCUAACGACCUUCCCCGCGAGAGACUUACGCGGUCGCAGAGACAGAAGAAAGACGUGGAGACAUGCGCUUGGGCACAGCUGUUGGAGGAUAAAGACCUCGAGGACAGCACGAGCAUCACCGCGAAGCAGUUUCGAGGGGACUUCCGCGUACCCUUCACCUUCUUCCUUCGGCUUGUUGCCUUGGUCAAAAGCAAGAACUGGUUCUCGACUGCUGUGACGGACGCCGUAGGUCGGGCAAGUCACCCAGGGGAGCACAAGAAAGACUACCCGUUCGAGGUAUAA
Molecule: messenger RNA, 354 nt
Organism: Ectocarpus sp. CCAP 1310/34
Lineage: Eukaryota; Phaeophyceae; Ectocarpales; Ectocarpaceae
Source: the annotation of a GenBank genome assembly